This is a messenger RNA of Hermetia illucens (black soldier fly), 1988 nucleotides long. RefSeq names its product UDP-glycosyltransferase UGT5-like. The transcript has 2 exons. NCBI's taxonomy places the organism in Eukaryota, Metazoa, Arthropoda, Insecta, Diptera, Stratiomyidae. Bases 397 to 1941 code for a protein of 514 amino acids. Gene Ontology annotation, molecular function: UDP-glycosyltransferase activity. The record is from RefSeq and is a predicted model, not a curated record.
UAAUCUAAUACAAAAUCGGUAGAACAGUGUCGUCUAGAUAGUACCGACCGAGCGUUUAAUCUUCGACAGUAAACAGUCAACGGGUGGGAAAAGUUAUAAGUUUACAAACAGAAAAGCGUAUAUACAUAGUUUAUGAAACGUUAAUUCAACUAUUUCAGAACAACAAAUUUAAAUUUUUCCUGAUGUAAAGUUUGAUUUAUUACAAUCAGAAUUAACCAUUGAAAACGAAAUAAUUCAUGAAAUCUUUUUUGUAAUGAGAUGAUUUUAUUAAAAAAGUUUCAAAUGAGUCGAGUAAUCAUGAGAGCUACUGUGAAAGCUUAACAGUUGACCUCUAAAAUUAUACAGUCAAAUCAGUACUAUUCAAAUUCAUUUAGUGAUCGGGUCAGUUCUUUCGACAUGAGAGCAUUUUGUGCGGUUCUCCUUUUGGUUGCAUCCUUCGACCCCGUAUGCUAUGGAUAUCAUAUUCUUGGAGUGUUUCACACCAUAUCGGAAAGCCAAUUUUUGGCUGGGUCGGCCUUGAUGAAGGAGUUGGCGGCAUGGGGCCAUCAGGUUACAGUGGUGUCACCUUUUCGUUUAGUCUCUCCUGUGAAGAAUUAUAAUGAGAUCGUUCUGGAGGGAGUGCUGGAGAAAGCACAAGAUUAUAAAAAUGGAUUUCGAGGCUUAAAGUCCAGCACCUUUGUAACCCUUCUACCAGAGUUUUAUGAAGCAGGAUAUAGAAUGACUGCAAACACUCUACAGCACCCGACAUUUCAAAAGCUUCUUGAAUCAGAGGCUACCUUUGAUUUGGUGGUCCUUGAUACCACUGCGAACGAAGCAAUGUUGGGUUUAGGUCAACAUUUUAACUCGCUUAUAGUUGGAUGCGACACCAGUGGCAUGAAAUUCCUAACCUACGACUAUAAAGCGCAGCCAGUAUCACUGGUCACUAAACAUUUGAGAGAGCCAAUCAUUGGAAGCGCCAGCUUUUAUAGUCGGUUGUCAAAUAUAUUCGCGUACGCUUGGGAAAUGCUCUACUUCAAUUAUAAAUAUCUCCCGCGACAAGAGGCUUUGUACAAGGAAUACUUCUCCGAAGCUGAAACACCGUUAGGUAACCUGCGAGACGUGUCUGUACUCAUCCUUAACCGAAAAUUGACAGAUAUUUACGAGCACUACCAGAAAAUCAUUGAAACUGAGGAUUCAAUAAAAGCCGCAUCGCAAAAGCAAACUAAUUUUCAAAAAAACAUGCAAGCAUUCUUAGACUCUUCAACUCAUGGAGUAAUCUACAUUUCCUUUGAAAUGACAAAUAGGAAUUUGUCCAAUGAAACGCUCAAGCGUAUAAUCACAGAUUUCAGCAAACGAAAAGAAAAUAUUGUCUGGAAAAGCAAUGAACGGGAAAGGUUUAGCUUUCCUAAUAACAUACUGGUUGCAACUGACAUAUCAGAAAGCAGUAUCAUCGCUCAUCCCAAGGUUAAACUUGUUAUAUGUGACGGCGAGAUGUCGACAAUUCUUAGAGCGGCAUAUAAUGGUGCUCCGAUAAUUGGUAUCACGCAAUUCUACGAUCAGUCUCAUAACUUAGCGCUUGCAAGGCGAGAAGGAGCUGCCAUCGAUCUCAACCUAAUGGACCUGGAAUUUACAGAUUUGAACAGCGUUGUGACAGAAGUUCUGAGUAAUUCUAUUUACACCGAUGCAGCGAAGGCUAUUUCCAAGCGCCUUCAGAAUCCACCACUUAGAAAAGUAGAAUCAACAGCGUCUUGGGCAGAAUUUCUUGCAAAAAAUAGAGGUUUUUCGUCGACUUCCAAAAUUUCCCAUCAAAGCUUUAUCGCGGAAAAUAACGCUGAUGUAGUUACGUGUUUAGUAGUGUUUUGUGCCGUCUGGAUAUACGGAAGUUAUCGGAUAACGAAGAAAUUGUUAACUAUGACUGUGUUGCUUUAUUUAAACUAUAAUGUAAAAGAGAAACAAUCAUAAUCUAAGGUGUAUCUAUCAAAUAAUAAAGCCUUUUGUAUUAUACUGAG